CCUUCCUGCGGCUGCGCACUGACGCGUCCCGCGUUGCGCCGGCCCAAGAUGGCGUCGUCCGCGUCCUUCCGCGGGCUCGGGCUGCGGAUACUGGCCUACAGCCAGGAGCUUCCUUGCGCCUGGCGCGCCCUGCACACCUCCGCGGUCUGCGCCAAGAACCGGGCGGCGCGAGUCCGCGUGGCCAAGGGGGACAAGCCGGUGACUUACGAGGAGGCGCACGCCCCGCACUACAUCGCACACCGAAAGGGCUGGUUGUCGCUGCACACAGGUAACCUGGAUGGAGAAGAUCAUGCUGCAGAGAGAACCCUGGAGGAUGUUUUCCUUCGAAAGUUUAUGAUGGGUACCUUUCCAGGCUGCCUGGCUGACCAGAUUGUACUGAAGCGCCGGGCCAACCAAGUGGACAUCUGUGCCCUGGUCCUCAGGCAGCUGCCAGCACACAAAUUCUACUUUCUCGUGGGCUACAGUGAGACUCUGUUGUCACACUUUUACAAGUGUCCUGUGCGACUCCACCUUCAAACUGUGCCCUCCAAGGUUGUGUACAAGUACAUAUAAAGGCGCUUUCUUUCGUCAAGCUGUUAACCUGCAAAGGCCGACCCUCUGAAGCGAAGUCGGUCAAAUAAAUGCCUGCUCUCAGACGGUGGAGGCAUCUACUCCAAACUGCUGUUGAAUAAAACCCUGAUAAUGUUUUGUCCCUC
Messenger RNA from Arvicanthis niloticus (Nile rat), 695 nucleotides. It is a transcript of the gene Mrps24, whose product is annotated as mitochondrial ribosomal protein S24. The record is from RefSeq and is a predicted model, not a curated record. Gene Ontology annotation, cellular component: mitochondrion. Gene Ontology annotation, biological process: translation. NCBI's taxonomy places the organism in Eukaryota, Metazoa, Chordata, Mammalia, Rodentia, Muridae.